Echinops telfairi (small Madagascar hedgehog) is the source of this 1212-nucleotide messenger RNA. Its product is annotated as alpha-1,3-mannosyl-glycoprotein 4-beta-N-acetylglucosaminyltransferase-like protein MGAT4E. The record is from RefSeq and is a predicted model, not a curated record. Gene Ontology annotation, molecular function: acetylglucosaminyltransferase activity. The transcript is spliced from 2 exons. The coding region runs from base 1 to 1212 and encodes 403 amino acids. Gene Ontology annotation, biological process: protein N-linked glycosylation. NCBI's taxonomy places the organism in Eukaryota, Metazoa, Chordata, Mammalia, Afrosoricida, Tenrecidae.
AUGGGAAGCGGGAACGAGCAGUGGGAGUGCUGCGUGGAGACGCUGCGCUUCUGUGAGUGGCUGACUGUGGGGCUCUCCUCAGGGUCAUGGCCCAACGGAAGCAACCUGUUGUCUACCCUGGACUCCCUGUUCCGCGCUUCCUCCGAGGCUGACCAGAAACACUUCACAGUGCUGGUCCACCUGGCUGAUUCUGACCUCACCUGGCUCAACAAAACCGUCGAUGGUAUUUUAAACCUCUUCAGCUCACAGAUCUUGGCAAGGCAAUUGCUACUGAUCCACGCUCCACCUGACGUCUACCCCCCUGUGGAUGGCACCAGGGAUGACGGCGUGCCUCGGGAAUUCUACUCCAAGCAGAACGUGGAUCAUGCCUUCCUCAUGAGCUACGCAGCAAACCUCUCUGAUUACUUCCUCCUACUAGCUGACAACGUGUUUUGUGGCCCCAAAUUUGUCAACCACAUUCAGCGGCAGGUGACCAAAAUGAAGUCCCACCCAUGGAUUCUACUGGAGUUCUCUAACAUGGGCUUCCUGGGAAAACUCUUUCACAGCAGAGACCUCCCACUCCUUGCCCAGUUCCUGCUCCUCUUCCACGCGGAGAAGCCCCUGGAAAGGUUGAUCCCUCACUUCUGUGCCCUUUCCGUUCCGAAGAAACCGAUCCUCUGCCCGCCGUUCCUCUUCUACCCGAGGGCCUCUUACAUGACCUCAGAUGGCAACAAGAGCUCAGCAGUUAAGGCAAAGGACUCUCACGGCCCUGACAAUCCACCUGGGACCAUUUUCACGGAUAUGACGGGUUCUGACGUUCAUUUCCCCUGGGAGGCCUACAGUCUGGAGGAGUCAUUCUUUUGGACAAGCAAUGUCAGUCUAGGGAACCACCUGACCGUGCUUUUGAGCAGGUCUGUGAACCUGGCGAGAGUGCAGGUGCUGACAGGUUCCAUAGUGGAUGGAGAAGGGGCCUUAGAGAAAGGGCAAGUAGAGUUGGGCUAUGGCCUUGAGGGAGUGCCACAGUACUGUAGCAAGUUCAUCUUGCUGGGCCAACUCUUGGAAGGGCAGUUGGAUCAGGAAGUGUUUCCAAAAACGAUGAGGCAAGACGUGAGCUGUGUGAGGCUGGUGGUGAAAGCUAGUCAGGUGGGUGGGCUCAUGAUCAGGCAUAUCUACCUCUGGGAGGACAAGGACAAGGAAAAGGCCCCCCCAAAAGAGGCAAAAAUAAACCAGUAA